AUGAAUUUAAACGUUGCAACUGACGGCGCUUUAAUGGACAAACCUUAUGAAGACGCCUAUCAACUCAUUGAAAACAUGGUACAAAACCAUUUCCAAUGGGGAGGUGAGAGAACUUCUACAGUAAAACCAACUACGAAGAACGGAAUGCACGAAGUCAAUGGCAUAGACCACAUCAAUGCUAAAGUGGAUGCUCUUACUCAAAAGAUUGAGAACUUAACCGUAACCCCGACAACUGUUGUAGCUGUUGUGGCACCCAACUGUGAAUUAUGCGGAACCCCUGGGCAUACUAAUGCUGAAUGUCAAUUAUUGGCUGGUAUUCCUACCGACCAAGUAAACUACGCCCAAGGAAACCCAUAUUCCAACAUCUACAAUCCUGGCAGGAGAAAUCAUCCAAACUUUUCUUAUAAAAACAACAAUGCUUUGUUUGCACCAAACCUAGCACCUGUUGUACCUCCAGGUUAUCAGAAAGCAGCCCCCACUGCUCCACAAGCACCUAGAAAGUCAAAUCUCGAACUCAUGAUAGAAAACUUUAUGAACGUCUAA
Messenger RNA from Lathyrus oleraceus (garden pea), 543 nucleotides. RefSeq lists its product as uncharacterized. The transcript has a single exon. The record is from RefSeq and is a predicted model, not a curated record. The coding region runs from base 1 to 543 and encodes 180 amino acids. Lineage: Eukaryota; Viridiplantae; Streptophyta; Magnoliopsida; Fabales; Fabaceae.